UAAGUACACAACUUUUUGACUAAAAUCAUAUGAUAUCGCCAAGGAAGUGUUAGGCUGAUGGUUGGUGAAGAUUUAAACCGAAAAUGAGAGCUUUUUCCUUAUUAAUAUUGGCCUGGAUGUCCUUGCUUGUGGUUUUACCAGUGAUACGUUGUAAAGAACAGCGAGAACUAUCCGAAGGCAACCUUUUAGUUGUGACUGUUGCGACCAAAGAGACAGAUGGCUUCAGGCGUUUCAUGAGGUCUGCCCGGCACUUUAACUACACCAUCAAGGUGCUUGGCAGAGGGGAGCCAUGGAAAGGUGGGAACUAUAUGACCGCGCCAGGAGGGGGUCAGAAAGUGCGCCUUCUUAAAGCUGGUUUGCAGGAGAUGGAGGUAGACAAGGUUGUCCUCUUCAUUGACAGCUAUGAUGUUGUCUUCGCCUCCGGUCCCAAAGAGCUGCUGAAGAAGUUCCAGCAGACAAGACACAAGGUGGUCUUCUCCGCAGAGACCCUCAUCUGGCCCGACAGACACUUGGAGGACAAGCACCCCCACUUCCGAGAGGGAAAGAGGUUCUUGGGCUCAGGGGGAUUCAUUGGCUAUGUUCCUAACCUCAAAGAGAUGGUUGCUGACUGGACAGGGGAGGACAAUGACAGUGAUCAACUUUUCUUCACCAAGAUUUAUAUCAACCCAGAGAAAAGAAAAUCCAUCAAUAUAACACUGGACAACAGAUGCAGAAUGUUUCAGAAUCUUCAUGGAUCCCUUGAUGAGGUGGUGUUGAAGUUUGAGGACGGGCWAGUGCGGGCCAGAAACGUGUUGUAUGAUACAUUACCCGUCGUUGUUCAUGGCAACGGGCCCACCAAGCUCCAGAUCAACUACUUGAGCAACUACAUCCCCACAGUGUGGACGUUUGAGACGGGUUGCAGUGUGUGUCUUGAGGACCUGCGGCCACUCUCAGGACUCAAGGAGAGCGAAUACCCACGGGUGGUUAUUGGGAUCUUCAUCCAGCAGCCCACCCCCUUUGUCAGUGUGUUCUUUGAGAGCUUGCUCAAACUGGAAUACCCAAAACACCGACUCAAACUCUUCAUCUACAACCAGGAGCAGCACCACAAGGUAGAGGUCAGCUCUUUUCUGAAGGACCAUGAGAAAGAGUACCAGGAUGUAAAGGUCAUUGGGCCUGAGGAGAACAUGGACAGGGUGGCUUCCCGCAACCUCGGCCUUGAUAUGUGCCGACAGGACAAGGAUUGCGAGUAUUUCUUCAGCAUGGAUAUCGAAGUGGUUCUGAAGAACAAGGACACCCUAAAGAUUCUCAUCGAGCAAAAUGAGCCUAUAAUUGCACCCAUGAUAACCCGAGAAGGCCGCCUAUGGACCAACUUCUGGGGAGCACUCAGUGCUGAUGGUUACUACGCUAGGUCGGAGGACUAUGUGGACAUUGUGCAAGGACGCAGAGUUGGUGUGUGGAAUGUCCCCUACCUGACCAAGGUGUACCUGGUGAAGGCCAGCCUCCUUCAUGAGGAGCUCUCUGACUACGACCUCUUCAGCUCGGGCACCCUGGACCUCGACAUGGCCUUCUGUCACAACGCCAGAAACAAAGGAGUCUUCAUGUAUGUUACGAAUAUGCACACCUUUGGUCGGAUGCUGUCGACAGAAAACUACCAGAUGAGCCAUCUCCACAACGAUCUGUGGCAGAUCUUCGAAAACCCUAAGGAUUGGGAGGAGCGUUACAUCCAUGAGAACUACACAAAGAUAAUGAGAGACAAACUGAUUGAAACACCUUGCCCUGAUGUAUACUGGUUCCCGCUAUUCUCUGAUAUCGGAUGUGACCACAUUGUUCAAGAAAUGGAAAACUUUGGACAGUGGUCAGGUGGCCGAAAUACAGACACAAGGAUCCAGGGCGGCUAUGAGAAUGUCCCCACCGUUGAUAUCCACAUGACUCAAAUCAAUUAUGAGAAAGAGUGGCAGAAGCUUCUGUUGGAUUACAUAGCCCCAAUCACAGAGACAAUGUAUCCUGGAUACUACACCAAGUGUAUCUCUUACCUCAACUUCGUAGUGAGGUACAAACCUGACGAGCAGCCCCUGCUCACCCCUCACCACGAUGCAUCUACUUUCACUAUUAAUGUAGCACUCAACAGCAAAGAAAUUGACUAUCAGGCUCAGUUUGACUUGGCGUUUGUAGUUAGAUAUAAGCCAGACGAGCAGCCCUUUUUAAGGCCACACCAUGACGCGUCCACAUUUACUAUAAAUAUUGCACUCAAUCAAAAAGUGCUUGAUUACCAG
Messenger RNA from Salvelinus sp. IW2-2015, 2252 nucleotides. RefSeq names its product procollagen-lysine, 2-oxoglutarate 5-dioxygenase 1a (gene plod1a). The record is from RefSeq and is a predicted model, not a curated record. Gene Ontology annotation, molecular function: procollagen-lysine 5-dioxygenase activity. Gene Ontology annotation, biological process: peptidyl-lysine hydroxylation. NCBI's taxonomy places the organism in Eukaryota, Metazoa, Chordata, Actinopteri, Salmoniformes, Salmonidae. Gene Ontology annotation, cellular component: endoplasmic reticulum.